CUAAGUCUGCGGUUUAUCAAAAUUGGCGUAUUAACAAAAAAUACCAAUGAAAACAGUAUUUUUGCCUAGAAAAAAUUGAAGUCAAUAAAAUCGGCAAAUAAUGAAUUUAGAAAGAUAUUCCUAGUAUUCUGUGUUACAAAGUAUUGACGAUGAAGAAUGACAGGGAAGAUAAACAAGAAUCUGAGAAAGUUCAGAAACCUGUAGUCGUCCGGACUACCGUGGAUUACCAGCGAAUGAAACUGGAAAAGUUAAUGAAGAAUCCUGAAAAGCCAAUAAUAAUUCCAGAAAGACCUAAGGAAAGAGGAUCACCGCAUGUUCCAGAUUUUGUUCGUAAUGUUAUGGGCUCCAGUGCAGGAGCAGGUUCAGGAGAAUUUCAUGUUUACCGUCACUUAAGGCGGAAAGAGUAUGCAAGACAAAAGUAUAUGCAGGAAAAAGCAGCAAGGGAAAAGCUGGAUGAGGAAUACAAAGAGAAACUAGAACAGAACAAAAAAUUGGCUGAACAGAGAACUGCUAAGAAGCGAGCAAAGAGGUUAAAAAAGAAACAAAAUAAGAAGAAGCAAAAAAUUAAACCAAACUUGAUGGGUAAAGGUGACAAAAGUGAAGACAGUUCUGAAAUUGACUCUGAUUCGGAAGAAGAAGACAACAAGCAUGAAGAAAAAUCUCUAGAAAAUGAAACUAUCAAUAACUGCAAGAAUCAAUUGGAACAAGAAUGUAAUAAGUCAAAUUUGGGGAGUGAAAUUACUACAGAAGAAACCAAUUUGCAAGAAAAUUUAAUUGAGACCAAUAAUAAAAUAUCUUAAAAUAGGCUAAUUCUUUUUUUGUAUAUUUAUAUUGUCCUAUUUGUAUAUAUUAAAUAAUAUAGGUGGA
This is a messenger RNA of Cylas formicarius (sweet potato weevil), 867 nucleotides long. Its product is annotated as PRKR-interacting protein 1 homolog. Gene Ontology annotation, cellular component: nucleolus. The record is from RefSeq and is a predicted model, not a curated record. Gene Ontology annotation, biological process: negative regulation of protein kinase activity. Gene Ontology annotation, molecular function: protein kinase binding; protein kinase inhibitor activity; double-stranded RNA binding. The transcript is spliced from 3 exons. The coding region runs from base 150 to 800 and encodes 216 amino acids. Lineage: Eukaryota; Metazoa; Arthropoda; Insecta; Coleoptera; Brentidae.